This is a messenger RNA of Daphnia pulex (common water flea), 1368 nucleotides long. RefSeq names its product cathepsin O-like. The transcript is spliced from 8 exons. Lineage: Eukaryota; Metazoa; Arthropoda; Branchiopoda; Diplostraca; Daphniidae. Gene Ontology annotation, molecular function: cysteine-type endopeptidase activity. Bases 64 to 1143 code for a protein of 359 amino acids. Gene Ontology annotation, cellular component: lysosome. The record is from RefSeq and is a predicted model, not a curated record.
UCGUUGUUUACCCUCGAUCGAUAUUUCGGCUGCUUGCCAGAACAUUUUUCAAUUUCGGUAGGGAUGGCCGCGACUUUUAAGAAUGUCAUUUGUGCCCUCGGAUUGUUUUCACUGUGUUUCUUGGGUAUUCCCAUAAGAAUUGAUCAACCAGAUUCUAUGGAACAAGAGUUUAAACAGUUCAUUGAAAAACAUAAUAAAAGCUAUGGAAGGGAUCCGGUAGAGUACGGAAGGCGCUUGUCAUACUUCAAGGCUAGCCACAGCAGAGCAAAAGAAUUCAAUAUGAAACAUAAUCAGAAUAAUGGUCAUGCAUCUUUUGGCAUUACCAAGUUCUCAGAUCUUGAUGCUAAUGAAUUUCAAGAGAUGUUGCUCAGACAUAAACCCAGCUCAUUGUCAUGUGUGAUAGGAUCUAACCUGAAUCAUGUCAACAGAAAUAGAAGAAAAAGGGAAAUUCCCAAUGCCCAAAAGAAUUUCAAACCACUCCCUAGUUAUGUUGAUUGGAGAGAAAAGAAUGUUGUGACUGCAGUGAAAAAUCAGCAUAGCUGUGGAGCUUGCUGGGCUUUUAGUACUGUUCAGACUGUUGAAAGUAUGCAUGCAAUUGCAACUGGGGAACUGAAUGAAUUAAGCACACAACAAGUUAUUGACUGUGCCAGAAAUGGAAAUAAGGGUUGUAUUGGAGGUGAUACUUGCACUGCCUUAACCUGGAUGUCAGCAUCCAAUGUGUCCUUAUUGGAGGAAAAACAGUAUCCAUUGACUCUAAAAGAUCAACGUUGCAGAACAGUUUUUGAAGGUUCUACGUCAUCAGGCGGAGUACGUUUAGCAUCCAACUUUACCUGUUACAAUUUAGUUGACAAUGAAGAACAAUUGAAACACAUUCUUGCUUUUCAUGGACCAGUUACAGCAGCCGUAGAUGCGGUCACUUGGCAAGACUACUUGGGUGGAAUCAUACAGUACCAUUGCCGAGAUCACACUAAUCACGCUGUGCAAAUUGUGGGUUACGAUACCAGAGGUCCGAUUCCUUAUUACAUCGUAAGAAACUCUUGGGGUGUUGAUUUUGGCAAUCAAGGCUAUCUCCAAAUAGCCACGGGAAAGAAUCUUUGCGGAAUCGCUCGCGAGGUUUCUGCGCUUGACGUUAUUGUUGUGUAAAAUUUACUCCAGUUUUAUUGAAACUCAGUAGCUCAUCUACCGCCCAUUAAUUCUCAUCCAAUAAUUCUCUAGUCUAAAAUAGAUGAAUGAUAAAUACUAACAUUUCAUAUUUUCUACACUUGUUAAAAACUAUUGAAUGUUCUGCAUGUAUUUUCUACCCUUGUUUAUGCAUCGGACCCGGUUGACUUCCGUUCUAAUAAAAUUCGCGCUGCGCGCUAAAAUCAU